AGUUGCAGACAAGGGAGCAUCUAACAAGCAUGUCGCUGGGCUGUAGUAAGAUUCUCUCUGCGCUGCUCGUCUGCACCUUCCUCGCGUCCACUGUGGACUCUUUCCAGUUGGGAUCUCUCCGGCCUAGCCUCCGCCUGCCGUCGCCAUCCAGAUGCGCAGCCCGGCGAAGCACAAGUCUGCGCAUGCAGCAGGACAACUUCUUCUCCAAAUUUGCGAGGACGAUCGUCGAAAAGGCCAAGGCGGAUGUGGAUCGCAUCGACCGUCUGUUCCGAGGGCUGGAGAGCGUCAGGUCGGACAUGUCAGUCAUCGACGAGCUGCUGGCGUACUGGAACCUGGACGAGACCGAUCAGACGCUGGAGAAGCUGGAGGAGGCGCUCAUCAUGCGAGACUUUGGCGUCUCCACCUCAGCCAAGAUCUGCGAGGGGCUGAUGACGUCAGUGAGAAAUGGCUCGAUCAAGAACUACAAGGAGAUCCGCCAGGCCAUGAAGGAUACGAUCGUGACGAUCCUCGAGAGCGGGGGCAACCCGGCACUGAUCCUCGACGACCAGAAGCCCGCGGUCGUCCUGAUGGUGGGUGUGAACGGAGGGGGCAAGACGACGACAGUAGGGAAGAUCGCUACGAAGCUUGCUGAGGAAGGGAAGACAGUCAUGCUAGCGGCUGGUGAUACCUUCCGUGCUGCCGCUGAUCUUCAGCUGGAGGAGUGGGCAAAGCGAUCUAAUGCCAUCCUUGCGCCUACGUCCAACCCCAAGAGCCCUGCCGCCGUCAUGUACGAUGCGAUCGAUGCGUCGGUGUCGCAGGAGGUGGAUGUGCUGAUUGCAGACACGAGCGGGAGGCUUCACACCAACACGAACCUGAUGAAGGAGCUUGAGAAAGUGAGGGGCGUCUUCGAGAAGAAGAUGCCAGGAAAGCCUAAGGAGAUCCUCCUGGUAGUCGAUGCAACCCAAGGGCAAAACGUUCUAAAUCAGGCAAGAGGAUUCAACAAGGCGGUGGGUGUGACAGGAAUUGUUCUCACGAAGCUCGACGGGACCAGCAAAGGAGGAGUUGUCGUCUCUAUUGUCGAUGAGCUGAAGAUUCCAGUCAAGCUCAUCGGAGUGGGGGAGAAGGCCAAGGAUCUCAUGCUUUUCGACGCCCGAGAGUAUGUCGAGGCUUUAUUUCCCAAUUAGUGAUACAAACCCUCAUGCCUUCCCUUGUUGCUUGACCCGUGGCAUCCUUGAGUGACUGACUGAGGGCUUUAUGCCCUCCUCCUCCUCCUCCUCCUCCUCCUCCUCUUCCCGCUCCCUCAACUACUUCACGCUCCAAUAUAUUCUCCUGGUUU
This is a messenger RNA of Guillardia theta CCMP2712, 1315 nucleotides long. RefSeq lists its product as hypothetical. The transcript is spliced from 7 exons. Gene Ontology annotation, cellular component: membrane. NCBI's taxonomy places the organism in Eukaryota, Cryptophyceae, Pyrenomonadales, Geminigeraceae. Gene Ontology annotation, biological process: SRP-dependent cotranslational protein targeting to membrane. The record is from RefSeq and is a predicted model, not a curated record. Bases 30 to 1163 code for a protein of 377 amino acids. Gene Ontology annotation, molecular function: GTPase activity; ATP hydrolysis activity; GTP binding.